Messenger RNA from Ceratotherium simum simum (southern white rhinoceros), 1329 nucleotides. The record is from RefSeq and is a predicted model, not a curated record. Lineage: Eukaryota; Metazoa; Chordata; Mammalia; Perissodactyla; Rhinocerotidae.
AUGGAAGUGGGCUUGGCGGGCAAGGAGUUCGAGGGUCUGCCCGGAAAAAGGCUGAACCUAGGCUGGAUAGAGAAGGAACAGAGCCAGCCUUCUAGUGAUGGAUCAGACAAACCGGGAGGAGGUGUUCUUCCUGAGACGGAAGAGCAGAAUACCAAAUGGCUGCUGGCUAGUUCUGGCUCUGAACGGCCGUGUCAGGCUGUUCUCCCUCUGUUGCAGGUCUCUCAGGCAGCUGCGGAGCUUCAGCAGUACUGCAUGCAGAAUGCCUGCAAGGAUGCCCUGCUGGUUGGUGUUCCAGCCGGAAGCAACCCCUUCCGGGAGCCCAGAUCCUGUGCUUUACUCUGAAGACCGUAGGGAAGAAGUUCGCUGAGGAAUGCUUUCAAGUGCAAAGUGAUGAAUAACUGCCUCCAGAUCUUAAGAAAACACUUCUCUCUAGCCAAAUGACUGAGAUAUUUCAGCCCUUUCCUGUGACCUGGUCCUAUAGCCAAAAUUCUACAGAAAUUGAUGAAUUUCCACUCAAAUAAGGAAACUGGGUGAAGUAGUAGACUUUAAAUAAUAAUGGCCUGGUUCUUUUGGUGAAGUACUUUAUACUUAAACUAAAACAUUACCACCAAAUAUACCCAACACACCUCUUUCAUAAAUGAAUUACUAUACUGUUCCAGGUAUUUCUAUACCUGGAACAUUAUGUAUGUUUUCUUUACUGGAUGUUUACAUUUUGGGAAGGAAAACAUUUUUGUUUGUUAAAAAAUUGAAUAUUUGUAAUUGUUCCUGACUAAGAUUUUUAUACCAUAACAAAAUUUGUUCUUUUCUCAUGAAUUUACAAUUUCUAAAUGAAGACAAGCAAGUAUAACCUUGGGGGAAGAAUGGCCUUUACUAAUCAAAUGAUGUCUUGAUUUUUCUAAAUGAGAAGAUUGUUUUACUUGUAACACUAAACAUGGGAGCUGUUUCUUAGCAAACUUGUUUGGAAAGAUUAAUGUUGGGCUGUAUAUUAGAUUGCCCCACUUGUGUAUGAAGCAGAUUUGGUCUUUGUCUUCUUAAGUUCCUCUACUUUACAGUUGUAGUUGUACUUGAAGAAGAAUACUACAUUAUUUCAUGUCUUUAAAAAAAUGUUUAAAAUGUGUACAAUGUUUAAAAACAUUGUAAAUAAUUGAAAACAAAGUAAUAUGAAAAUAUUACAACCUAAAUGCAUUUUUAAUGUCACAAGUGUUUUACUUUGAUGAUGUGCCUUUGAUUUAAUUUGGGACACUUUAAAAAAGGAUACUUUUGUGUUUGUAAUAAUCUUUGAAGAGGUUGGAAAUAAAAUUUCUGCUUAAUUCAUCAUUUUCUGUGACA